CGGCGGAGGGAUCCCGGCGAGCGGUGUGCUGCGGCCGGGCCGGGUGAAUGGGAUUGAAGAAGAGUUCAGCUUCUCGGCUUGUUUUUGUGUUACAGUUUCUCUCCUCCUGCGCCUCUCCGGCUUCGUGCCGCCCUCCCCGCCCGCUCCCUCCUCCCCGCCGCAGKAGGAGCCCCCCGCGGAGAGGGGGAAGGAAAAGGACCCCACAGAGGCGAGAGCGAGCGAAGAGGAGGAGGAGAAGGGAGCAACCUACCAUCUUCCACUCCCCGCUUAGCUUAAAGAAAGUGAGAGGAGGAGAGAGAGAGAGGCGCCCAGAAGAGGGGGACAGGGAGGCCCAGAGGAGCGGCGGCGCCGGCACCCUCCCCCUAUGAAGAAGAGUCCUCCCCCUCACAGAGAGGUCCUGCCAGGGGGACCCCGGCCGGCCCGCAGCAGCACCGCCGCCGCCAGCAGGCGCCGGGAAAAUUCCGUUUCUUCAGCAACUUGUUAUUCCGGAGCCGGGCCUGCCCCCCUCGCCCUGGGGCUGUCCUUCCCGCACAGGAGGGGGUAGAGAGCUGAAAGGGAUAACUUACUCAAGACUGGACUGGUGUUAAAGAGGAAACCAGAAACUAAAGGCACUGGAAUCAGCAAACACACAUCUAGAGAAAGUGGAGAAGGUAGAGAAUGGAGCUGCAGACUCUACAGGAGGCUCUGAAAGUGGAAAUUCAGGUUCACCAGAAAUUGGUUGCCCAAAUGAAGCAAGAUCCACAGAUAUUUUUUCUUUCUAAUCAGAACGCUGAUUUGAAGAAACAGCUUCAUGAACUUCAAGCCAAAAUCACAGCUCUGAGUGAGAAACAGAAAAGAGUGGUGGAACAGCUUCGAAAGAAUUUGAUAGUGAAGCAGGAACAGCCAGACAGUAAGUUUCAAAUACAGCCAUUGGCACAGUCAGAAAACAAACUACAGACACCACAGCCACAACCACUACAACAGCUACAGCAACAUCACCAUCAACAGCAGCAGCAAUCCACGGCACCCUCUUCAAACGUGAUAGGAUCACAGAAAACUGUAACUACAGCUUCUAUGAUCACCACUAAGACACUACCUCUCGUCUUGAAAGCAGCAACUGCGACCAUGCCUGCCUCUGUUGUGGGUCAGAGACCUACCAUUGCCAUGGUUACUGCUAUCAACAACAAUCAGAAAGCAGUCCUCAGCACUGAUGCGCAGAAUGCACCAGUCAACCUCCAGACAACAAAUAAGGUCACUGGGCCAGGAGCUGAGGCAGUCCAAAUAGUGACAAAAAACACAGUAACUUUGCAGGUUCAGGCUACGCCUCAGCCCAUAAAAGUGCCGCAGUUCAUCCCUCCUCCCAGACUUACUCCUCGUCCAAAUUUUCUUCCACAGGUUCGACCUAAACCAGUUGCCCAAAAUAACAUUCCUAUUGCCCCUGCACCUCCUCCAAUGCUUGCAGCUCCUCAGCUUAUUCAGAGGCCUGUGAUGUUGACAACAAAGUUCACACCCACAUCUUUACCCAACUCUCAGAACUCCAUACAUCCAGUUCGUGUAGUUAACGGGCAGACAGCAACCAUAGCCAAAACUUUCCCUAUGGCACAGCUCACCAGCAUUGUGAUAGCAGCACCAGGUACCAGGCUCGCUGGACCUCAGACUGUACAGAUCAGCAAACCAAACAUUGAAAAACAGACUAUUAAACCACAUGUGGAAACAGAAGAGAAGCAAACAGAAAGUCAUACAGUUACUCCACCUGCUGCACCGAAGCCAAAACGGGAAGAAAAUCCACAGAAACUUGCCUUCAUGGUGUCUCUGGGACUAGUUACUCAUGACCACCUGGAAGAAAUCCAAAGUAAGCGACAAGAGAGGAAAAGAAGAACAACAGCAAAUCCAGUGUACAGUGGAGCUGUUUUUGAGCCUGAGCGCAAGAAGAGUACAGUGACGUACCUGAACAGCACAAUGCAUCCUGGGACACGCAAAAGAGCCAAUGAGGACCACUGGCCAAAGGGUGAUAUCCAUGAGGAUUUUUGCAGCGUUUGCAGAAAAAGCGGGCAGCUGCUGAUGUGUGACACAUGUUCACGUGUUUAUCACCUGGACUGUCUGGACCCACCUCUGAAAACCAUUCCGAAGGGCAUGUGGAUCUGUCCCAAAUGUCAAGACCAGAUGCUAAAGAAGGAAGAAGCAAUCCCAUGGCCGGGAACUUUAGCAAUUGUUCAUUCAUAUAUUGCAUAUAAAGCAGCAAAAGAAGAGGAAAAACAGAAACUACUUAAAUGGAGUUCAGAUUUAAAACAGGAAAGAGAACAACUAGAGCAGAAGGUCAAACAGCUCAGCAAUUCUAUAACAAAAUGCAUGGAAAUGAAGAAUACCAUCCUUGCAAAACAGAAGGAGAUGCACAGCUCCUUGGAGAAGGUAAAACAGCUGAUCCGCCUCAUCCAAGGCAUCGACCUUUCAAAACCCAUAAACUCUGAGGUCAAUUCAGUAGCCAUCUCCAACGGCAUGGACUCCACUAACAAUACUAAUGCUGCCACCUCCACCUUAGCCCCCUCCCCUUCCCAGAGCUGCAUGGUGAACUGUAACAAGGGCGAUGAGACUAAAUAACACAGUGAAGUUAAGAAGGAGCCAAGGGAGGUGGCGGCGAGGAGAAAGAGCAAAAUAAAGAAACUCUAGAAAAGCAAAACUGGAUUUCUUCUGGAAAGUGCAGAAUUCUUUAGUUCUUUGGUUCCAGAGAGAGCGUGAAGAUGCUUGUGCCAGGCGGCACCGGAGUUUGCCAAUUGAUCCUUCUUAUUCUGUGUGUACAUGCGAAGUUUGGAUCAUGUUACAUGAAUAGUGCCAGCUGGGGGUUCUUUGCCAGCACCAUGCCAAGUGAAAUAAUAUAUUUACUCUCUCUAUAUUUUACACCAGUGUGUGCCUGCAGCAGCCUCCACAGCCACUAUAGGUUUGUUUUAUUUUUGUUUGGGGUGAGGAGCAGGGAUAAGGGAGGAGAGCAGGUUUCAAGUUCCUAUUUGCAGAACAGUUUGUUUAGCUAGGGGAAAACAAAAACAAGUCCAAAGAGCCUAUGGGCUUUUCCUGUUUCUAAACUCUCAGUACUAUUAAACCAAAAAACCAGAAAUAUAAAUUAUCAAAUCCCAGUGCCCAGAAGGGACAAGUCUAUCAAAUAAGCAGUAUUUACUAUUGUUUAGACAGGAGAUAUACAAAAGGAAAGGAGAUGGACUUUUCACUGAGUAACCAGCACAUAGAAUCACAGAAUAUGCUGAGUUUGAAGGGACCCAUCAAGAUCAUUGAGUCCAACUCCUGGCCCUACRCAGGACACCCCAAGAAUCAAACCAUGUGCCUGAGAGCCUGUGGGUCCCCACACUCAUCCAGAAAGUCUGUGYUGAGAAUGGGGAAAUAGAGGGCCAGAAUCCAGGGUCAGCUUGGAGCAUUGGAUGGAGGUGUCCCAAGAGAAAAUGUGCAUCAAUUACUUGAAAAUGAGAUUCCAUCCCUUUUCUGUAUUURUAAACAACAAAGGUAUCCUGAACAAAGUAGCACAUAACCCAGAUGUGUGAACUCAACAGAGAAAUGUCCUUUUCUUUCACUUCCUUUCUCUUCUUUUGGUAACAAGAACUAAAUAAGGAAUAGAAAAGCUGUUUUUCAGGCUGACAGUCUAAUUAAAGAGGUAGAUGGGACCUUGCAUGGUAUAGAUUAGAAGUAAUAGUGUCAGUGAGAUACAGUGAGUCUUUGUGAGUCCUUGUGUCAUCGUUUUGGGCACUGUUUUUUUAUGCAAGGGCAAAAUCUUUGUAUCUGGGGGAAAAAAAACCAACUUUUUUAAAUUAAAAAGGAAAAUAAAAGAUAUUGAGGUCUUCCUAGUGUUACUUAAAAUAAGAUCAAGGUAAGAAACAUUGUAAAAAAAAUUACAAAAGUGCUAUUUGUUUCCUAAACAAGUGAUUUCUAUUAAAAAGGUGUCAGAACUGGAGAAAAUGCUGUGUACUUAGAAUUUUUUAACACAGACUUUGCUUAUUUAUGAUGACAUUCUGCUGUGUUUGUGUUCUAAAAUCCAAUGGGACAGUUUCCAUAGGUUAUACCACACAUCUACUGGCUAAAGUCUAUAAAGAGAAUCAAAUCCUGCGGUGCUGGAUCUCGCCCCACCUGGAGGAUCUGCCAGGCUUGUCGCUGCUGUACCAUCUCUCUCCCAUUAUUCCAUGUGUUUGUAACCCAGAAAAAAAGCUGUUUAAGGCUUUAACAGUUCUGUGAUACAGACUGAUUCGAGCUUAAGAAUGAAAGACAGUGAGCUGGAUUGAAAUCACCCUCUGUUAUCUCCUGUUGUUUGAGAAGUUCUUCUCUAAUGUAUAAUUUUUUCACUCCAGACAGUGGAGUUUGCCUUGUGCUUCCUGAUUGUGGGGUCUGGCUCAGUUUAGGGUGCUGAUUCUGGUCAUUGUGUCCCAGAGCUGUCUAAUUUCAUAUAAACAUUUGGGCAAAUAAAUAUAAACAUCUGGGCAAAGCGCAUUUCCACUGGAAGUACUGGGAAAAUUCCCUUUAUUUCCAGUGGGAGCAGAGUUGAGCCCUGCACACACAAGGUGAGGCAGCGUCCCUGGUGUGGUGGCCUUGAGAGCAGCUGUUGGGUGGUGAGGCAGACCUGCUCAGCUGUUUAUAGUGCAAGACAGAAAAGCUUUGAAUUUCAAGGAUUUCUGAGCAAGUGAAUACUCCAGACACUACAUAGCCUGAGAAAGUUUCUUUGCUGCCCCAGCCAAGUGUGCUUCUGUGGGGCUCUUGGAGCUGUUUUCUUCCCUCUCCUUUAGGUUGUCAUUCUGCCCUCUAAGGACUUUUAUUCCUUUUUAUUCCCUCUGUAGGAGUGUUUACUAUUUUCAGCUCUGAGCUCAAAAUKGAUAUCCUGAGUUCUCGCAUUUGUCUCUGUUGGGAAAGUGACUCUUACACACACUUCCCAGCUGAACCAGUGAUAACCCUGACUCUCUGUCUUUUGAUGUUUGAGUUCUGUUCUGGAACUAGCAGAGUUGGAAGGAUAAGUUAGUARAAGUGUCAGGGAGACAGCUGGGAAGACAGCAUCAAAACGGAUCAUACUAAAAAUGUCCUUCCAUCAAUCCAGUUACCAAUGGGGUUAUUGCCAUUGCAGCACUAGGCCAGCAACCCAUAGCAUUUAAACAAAGGACUGUCUGUUUCAAGGGCUGAAGAGAAAAACCAAACUGAACAUAAGCCUUCCAUAGAAUAUGAGCCCUCAGCUAACAGCCAGAUAUUCAGGAGAAACUGCCUUUUUUGAACAUGGUCUUUGGCUGAAUAACUGGGUGAUUCUUAUCAUCUUCUGAAGCAUCAAGCAUUCCUGGUAGGAGACCAUCUCCAGGGAAAGGGGUUCUGAGUCUUCGUGGUUCUCAUGCUCUUAUUUCUGUGUUAACCUGAGCUCUCUUGGAAGCACUAUUUGGAGGUAGGAGGCUAUGCCUGGAGAUUCAAUAGUCCUGUUUUCUUUACUGAUUCGGGAGAGGAUGGAAGUGAAGUUCACUAGUAGCCAUAUUUAAAUUUGAGCACAGUUAACCAGCCAGGAGAUAUUAAAACARCUAUUACUGCAUUCCUGAGGCAUCUGUUUGUUUCCAGAAUCCAAGCAGAUAAGUACAGACUUUUAUAUCCCUUUUGUUACAGCAUUUGUGUUCCAGACGAUAAAACGAUGCCUUUAGUUCGACAUUCCUUGACAGAAAAAUGAUCUUAGACUUUUUGAUGAUGCUUGGGUAGUUUUCAUUCUCUCUAACUGAUCCUGUUCGGAUGCUUUUCCUUCUGGCUCUGCAACAGUAUCAGCCAAUAGGCAAGGAGCGUUCCCAGGGCUACACUGACACUGGCAAUGAUGCUGCUGUGUAGAGAAAGUAARUUGGGGUUACGUCUGCCUGAUUACCAACAGUAGGGUGGAAAGGGAAUUSGUGUUUGCUAAAUACAGAGGAAAAUGUUUUUUUGGUUUUUUUUUUUCCUAGCUGCUCUAAGAGGUUCUAAUCAAGGGAGAUAUUUAAACUCUGGGACAGCUUAAAGCUCAAGCUUCUCUUUUGGGUUUGUAUUGGUUUGGUUUUUUUUUUUCUCAUGUACUGUUUGAGAUGGAAUGAGUUUGUACUAAAACUUCUGCUCCUUGGGAAGCUGUCACGAUGGCUGUGGUUUUGUAUUUCCAAACCACCAUCAAGAUAUUAACUAAUUCUUAUGUCAUUUCUUGUCACUGGUAGGAAACUAGUGGCUUUUAAAUCUCUGUUAUAAGGGAAGAGAUGAGACCACAAAGGAAUCUCAUAUCAGAGAUGGUCCUGGCUCUCAGCCCGGUGCYAAGGGCUCUGAGAAGUCACCCUGCUCCUUUGCUCAGAAACAGAGCAAGCAUUGCAGAAGUUGUGUUUUCCUUCUCCUUGCAAUCUGUUCUUUAAACAGCUAAAAAGGUGUGUUGUGGUUGGAGUGGGAAAGUGAGUGUGUGACCUGGCUAGAAGAAUUGGUAUCAUCACUGGUGUUCUCAUUGUCUUGGUUCAGAGCCAGCAGUGGGUUUAGUGCUGUACAAAAUGCAGAGAAAGCAAUACUUCUGGGGAUGAUUGGCAGGCAGGGUGAGUAGCAUGGCUGAUUCUUCCAAGGCAUCUUUAACCAGGUGUUACCAUGUUGUUAGGAUGAACUAAUGUUCUGCAGGAGCAAAACAGGGCUUUGUUCUAUGUUGCAAGCAAGUUUCUGUGAAUGGGGAUAUGAAUUAAGAGCCUGGAAAUUAAAGAGGUGAUAAUUUUACGGACAGAUCUCUUGGUUUUAUUGUUGGCAGGACAAGAAUACGACAUUUUUUCUUUCCUGCAAUUCUGUAUUCCAAAUGUCUAGAAAUGUGGAACCUAUUUGUGACCUUCUUGUCUUCAAAUCAUCUUGCUUCCUGUACUGUUGCAGAGACAGCCCCGAAAAGCAGCGUGGUCAGCAUUCAGGAGWACCCAGAGUGAAAUCUCCCUCAUAGCCCCACCAAGCUGUGGCAGCCCACAAUGCAGGGAGUAAACUCUGGAAUUUCUUUCCCAUGUGGAUACAGCAGAAAACAUUUGUGAAUUUGCAGUGCACAUGUUUCUCUCUGUUCCUCAGCUUUGCUUCCGCCCUCUUUGCUUCUGAAGCACCAAUGACAAAUACAUGCUUUUUUAAUGGAACCUGCUUUUAAAAUAACAUAUUAAGAUGUUAAAUCAAAAUUCACUCUYUUACUGAGGGCCUCUCUCAGCUGCUCAGAUAACCACCAAAAUACCAGUAUUACACUUCCUUGUGAACCACGCCCCUUUGGGCACRAUUUGCUGUGUAUUUUUAGGACUGUUUCAACCCUUCUUCACCUCCUAUUGUCCUCCCUUGGAAUUCUGGAGAUCCAAAGCAAGUUCAGCUUUGCUGGAUUACUGCAAAGAGUUUUCUAACAAGUAGGUAGGAGUCAGGAAACCAGAGAAAGAGGAAGAUGUUUUGUUGUGCAGCUAAUUAAUUUCAUGCUUAGGCUUGCCUGGCCAACAAACUACCUCAACAAAGGCCAUUCCCAAACACUAUGGAUUCUGUAGUUUCUGGCAUUUGGAAGGCAAAAGGUCCAAAGAACCCUCCAGCAGCCAGCUAGGGACUGAUCUCUGAAGGUGUGUGAGUGAACCUUGCAGUGACAUGCUGUUGGAUCCUAGUUUUCAGUGUCAGACCUGGACCAGGGAAUGACCCAAAAAUCAGAUGGGAUMAGGAAAAUGUGAGAACUGCAGAUGUCUUGUCUCCAGGUUAUUGCUGUCUUACUCAGAUCCUUCUUUAAGCCUCAGUCCUGCUUGUAACUCCUACAGAAUGGAAUGUAAUACUUGAAAAAUACAAGUCUCUCUAUCCUUGACCCUUAGCUCCCGUUUCCCUCCUAUUUCUCUUAUCUGGGACAAGAACUUUCUGCAUCAUUGUGUCUUGUAUAGGAUGAGCACAUAGUUGAUCAAAUUGCCAAUAAAGAAAAUUAUUUAUACCAUGCACUGGUAAGCUUGGUAAUUAUAGAUCCAUGAAAAGACAAACACCUCUCCCAGAGGCUGAUUUAGAAUGGGGGCUUGUUUCAGAAAACCAAGAUCUUACCUGUGUGAGAGUCUGUUUGCAUCCCUGUCACUAUUACUAAAAUAUCUGACUAGUGAUGAGAAAAGAGGCUUGUCAAGAGCACUGGUGCUGUGGAAAUCACUGUGCUGUGCAAGUCCCUSCAGUGUAUCUCAUGAGAACAGCCAGGCCAGGACUUCCCAUCUCCCCAGCCAGAGGUAGAUGCUGCAAGGGACAAAUUCAAGGCCUCUUUGGAGAAGUGGUACAGGGCUGGAGAUGGAAAGGAAGAGGCAAAGCAGGAGCAGCAAAGGAAACAGAUUACAUGGGRUAAAGCAGAACAGAGAGAAAAAAUAUACAAAGACAUGAGGAGGGAAAGUGAGUGUAGGAAAAAUCCAGGAGUGAAAUAGGGCUCCAUUCUGAUUAGACAGGUAUUCCUGCAGUUACAGGAUUUGUUCAGUGGAAAGAGUAGAACAAAAAUGCUUUUUAUCCUACCUCAAUUUCUGGCAUGGGUUGGUCUGUAUUCCAAAAGGAGCAGGUGUGGUGGGAGAACAGCUGCUUGGCUGCAGAUAGAGAAGGAAACAGGCACUAAGUCAUCCCUAGUUCUGCAUCUGCUGCUGAGUGACCCCAUCCCGAUGAGAGCCUUAUUUGACUUCUAAGCUACAACACUGGGAUAAGGCAGAUGAAGCAGACCUUGGGGCAGCCAGAACCUACUCUGAUUUGGACCAUAUUAAUUAAACAUUUUCUCGACUAGAGACAUUCCCAAAAGUAGCUGAAGGUUCAGCUCUGCUGUGUGAUUGCACCUUCCUGGUUCAAGKGUUACAAUCAGCCUAGCUGAAACCAGCAUCAGCUUCCAGAAGUCCUGGUUUCUGUGUGAGCRAAGGAGACAACAUGGAUUAGGAUGUGUGGUUCAGGUAAUUCUCAGCCACCUCUUGGAGCAUCUGUGCAAGAUUCCUGCUCUCUGGGCUGUCACGUCUGGCAGUUCUGUGCCAAAACCCCUCUGUGUAGCAAUGCCUCUGUUUUCUCAGGAUCUGAUUUYUUUAGGGACACACACAAAGGGGUGUUUCAGCAGUGCAGCUGAACAGGGGCAUGUGGUAAGUUUAAUGUAACCUGUGAGGAGCUGAGUGCCUCUAGAUCAUGGGGYACUCUGCUGGGGAAACAGCUCUCCCCACUCUCCUGUGUAAGCUCUGUGUAAGGGAUAAGCUCUGUGCCUGUUCUUCUUCGCUCUGUAGUAUACAAGCAGGUGUCAAAGGCUUCAGAUGGAGAAACUCAACCCAGCCCCUAAUUCUAAGAAGGAAGAGGUACUUAAGGGCUUGCUUACUAUCAGGAGUGCCUGGGGAACUCAAAAGCCUUGUAAGUGUGGCUCCAUAUCCUGGAUAGAGAGCUGGCAUAGAAAGGCAGCAGCAGUGAGCAGUAUCGAUCAGCUCACACCACCUUUUGCAUCUUUUUUCUUUUUCCUAAAUUUACAUUGGCAAAUGUAAAACUCAACCAAAUCCUACCCUUUUGUCACCAGCCUUCUUACAUUUGUUUGUUGGAAAACAAAUUAAAUAUUGUUGCCUUUGAUCUUUGAGAAAGUAUUUUUCUUAGUGAGCAACCAGAACUUAGUGAGCCUUGGGGGUAUAGCUCAUGUGGGGAAGGGAAGCAGCAUCACAGGCCAGCUCCUGGGGCUAUGUUCAGUGGGCACCCUUGGCUCUGGAUCCCCAGUGCCAAACUUUCAUACUGCAGCAGCACUAGGAAGAUGCUGUGCACGUGCAAGGGCAGGGCUAUCCCUGGCUUUUUAUCCAGGUGUUGGUCUCUCAGGUGGGGAAUGCCAGAAUUGCAGGGGGAGGGAAGAAGAUUGCUCUGUGCCUCAUGUUCCCCUCUGUAAGGCAGGUACUGGCAGUUCUGACUCUGGAAAAGCAGAUUUCCAUGGCUGCAGGCAUUGGGGUAGGCACUGUUGAAAGCAGCUCUGUGCUGGGUGCAGCAGGAGGCUGCAUGUUUCUGCUUGUUCUGGGCUAAUGUGUAAUUUAUAAUCAUAGUCUCAUAUGUUUCUUUACUUUAAAUUAUCACUGACAUCAAAACAGUGAUUGACUCUAGAGCCAGGCAGUGUCUUACCUGUUAGCUCUCCCUUCCAGGAAGGUACAUUGUCUCUGAGUCGCUCCUGAUGUCAUAUGUGACAGGCAGCCAAGACCCAACCUAAGAAAGGUUUUUGCUUCUGCAUCAGCCUCUGAGACUCGGGCAGCUUCCUGGCAGCCCCACACAAACACAACCUGCAGCAGUYGUGUCCCACAAGCUGCUUCACUCCAAUUACAGCUGCAGGGUGCCCCCCAGGCACCAUCUUAACACUGUCAGAGGUGUCCUGGCUUCCUCUCACAGCCCCACAGAAGCAACGCAGGUGUUGCAAACUCCAUUAAGGAAAGAUUAAGCAAGGUAACAGCAGGGAGCCUGCUAGUGCCGACCUGAUCGGGUUCCUGUGGAGGAAGGAAACAACUUUGCUGUGUCCAGGAGAGGACAAAGAGAAGUGGURGUGAGCUGCCACCACCUGCAAGGUCUGCUGAGGCACUGGGGUGGCUGUCCAUGCCGAGGUUUCUUUAGGGAGCUGAUUGGCUCUACUCUGCAAACGUCCGCCCUGUCCRCAGCUGAGGGCAGGAGGUUGUGAAGGCAGCUCUGUUCAUUUAGGAGAAAGUACUCAGGCUUCAAUCAUGGCUUCAUGUUCCUGUGAUCACAGCGGCRCCAUCUCAGUAGAUUUACUGAUACCACCAUCUGUGUGCCAUGCUUUGUACCGUUCCCCCACYCCACCCCGGCGUUCCACCCAAGACUGAGCUGUGAAGCAGAGUCCUGGCAGGGGCCCAGAGCAGCAGCUGACCCUGCAGGGCUCUGUGUCUGAGCCUUAGUCCCUCGCCCAGCCUGUCUGAUUUCUCCAGGUGAUUUUAGUGAACAGCCCCCCCUGCUCGUGCUGUCCCCGCAGCCACGGGCCUGGYGCUGCACGGGAUAAUGGCAGCUUCUCUCCCAGCUGGGUUCCUUAACAGCACACCUUAACAGCAAGGUGCCAGUGGCACCUCUGSUGCCCCAUUCCCCACCAAUCUCCCAUCCUUGCAGGCCCUGGUGUAAAAUGCCCUGACUGGUACUGCUCUGUUGUCACAGAAUCACACCRUGAGAACACCCACUCGUGAACUGGUUUGGGUUUUUUAAAUAUCUCUAUUUUUUUUAGCCUGAUGCUCAUAGUGAUCUGCAGUAUCUGCUGCCUUCAAGUUCCUUGUUGUUUCAGUUUUGGUACAAAUGUGUUUAGAAUUUAGCAAAUUAAAGUUGGGGGGGGGGGUACAGAGCAUCUGAUCAAUUUGUA
Messenger RNA from Malurus melanocephalus (red-backed fairy wren), 11278 nucleotides. It is a transcript of the gene PHF21A, whose product is annotated as PHD finger protein 21A. Bases 658 to 2577 code for a protein of 639 amino acids. Gene Ontology annotation, biological process: negative regulation of transcription by RNA polymerase II. Gene Ontology annotation, cellular component: histone deacetylase complex. Gene Ontology annotation, molecular function: chromatin binding. The record is from RefSeq and is a predicted model, not a curated record. The transcript is spliced from 19 exons. NCBI's taxonomy places the organism in Eukaryota, Metazoa, Chordata, Aves, Passeriformes, Maluridae.